AUGGCGGCGCAAACAUCAACCGCAGCAAAAACGAAGGUGCCAAUUCCGGUAACACUAUUGUCAGGAUUCUUGGGCAGUGGGAAGACGACCCUCCUCAAGCACAUUCUCACCUCACGCGACCAUGAUCUCCGCAUUGCAGUCAUUGUGAAUGAUAUGGCUGCUCUGAAUAUUGACGCAUCCCUAAUUAGACGUCAUGUUGUCUCAAAGACGAGUGAGAAGCUGAUCCAGCUCGAGAAUGGAUGCAUUUGCUGUUCUCUCCGAGGCGAUCUGCUGGACGAACUGGCAAGAUUGGCAAGAAGUGGUGAAUGUGACUACGUUAUUAUUGAAAGCACGGGGAUCAGCGAACCCAUGCAAGUCGCCGAGACAUUUACGGAAGAGUUCACACAGGCCAUGAUCCAGGUGGCAGAAGAGGGAAAUAUGGAUAAUGCGGAUGACCAGAAAACUCUCCAAGAGAUAGCCGAACUAGGGGGGUUGCAGAAAAUCGCAAAGCUGGACACAUUGGUCACCGUCAUUGAUGCGUUCAACUUCUUCCUCAACUUCUCAACCACCGAUUUCAUUUCCGAACGAUGGGGGAAGGACCAGAUGGAUCCUGAAGAUGAGAGGACCGUUACCGAUCUCAUGGUCGAUCAGAUAGAGUUCUCGACAACUAUCAUCAUCAAUAAGGCUGAUGCUGUCUCGCCAGAGGCAAAGGAAAGGAUCCUGGCUAUUACGAAGCAGCUCAACCCAACUGCCAGAGUCAUUGAGAGUAACUUCUGCAAGGUAGACAUCCGUGAGGUAGUUGCCACACAGUCCUAUGACUUUGAGAAAGCUGCCACUGGGAUGGGAUGGCUUCAAAGUCUGCACGAUCUGGCUAUAAGGGAUGUCAACGGGCAGAAAAAAAUUGGUCCCACGCCAGAGACCGAGGAAUACGACAUCUCAAGCUUUGUUUACCAAGCCCGCCGCCCAUUUCAUCCGAAGCGGUUGUAUCAACUAAUUCAUGACAAGUUUGUCCUGAUGGAGGGCGUGGUCGAAGAUGAAAACGAAGAUGACGAGACAGUGGAAGACGGAGAAGACAGCGACGAAGAUGACAAUGUUUUGGACAGCAGUUCUAGCAGCAGCUCAGACCAAGGCAAACAGAUGGGAGAUGUCGAUUCCUGGUCAGACAUUUCAAUGGCUGAUGCUGAAGAGGAAGACGACUUCUCGAAGUCCAUCGACCCAAAGACUGCUUCAACAAACAAAGCCAAUGAUCCUGUAUUCAAGGGGCUACUGCGCUCGAAAGGAUUUGUAUGGCUUGCCACUAGGCCUGGUCUUCACGGAGAAUGGUCACAGGCCGGUACAAUGUUGACACUUCAGGGAGGAGGUCCUUGGUUCUGUGUUCUUGAAGACUCUCAAUGGCCAGAGGAUGAGCCAACUCGACAAAACAUCAUGGCUGAUUUUCAAGAGCCAUGGGGUGACAGACGUCAAGAAAUUGUGUUCAUAGGAGAGAAGCUUAACCAUGACGGCUUGCAGACCGAUUUUGAUCAGUGUCUGUUAACAGACCUCGAGAUGAAAAAGUGGGAAAGAGUAAUGCGGCUAAAGGACAAAGAUGCCAUCCAUGACAAGCUUGCGAAUCUAUUCGAGGGUAAGUUUGCGAUCGGUCGUACCACGAGAGCUUAUUGA
This is a messenger RNA of Exophiala aquamarina CBS 119918, 1638 nucleotides long. RefSeq lists its product as uncharacterized. The record is from RefSeq and is a predicted model, not a curated record. NCBI's taxonomy places the organism in Eukaryota, Fungi, Ascomycota, Eurotiomycetes, Chaetothyriales, Herpotrichiellaceae. The transcript is spliced from 7 exons. Bases 1 to 1638 code for a protein of 545 amino acids.